AUCUGAUUAACCGUCGCCGCGCCCGCAGAGGGUAGUGCCAAGGUUGUCCCUGGAGACGCGGAGGACGCUCAGGCUGCGCCGCCCAGCGCGAGGAGCACGGAGAGGGCUAGUUUCCGCUUGGUUCCACAACCCUUCCCUCCUCGCCCCCACGGGGAUCCCCCUGGGUCUGGACGUUGUGGGGGUGUCCCCUACGCACGGGCGGGCUGAAUGCCGCAAUCCAAAGCUUCUGAUCUUCAGGACUUCACCAUGGACCAGUGCCCCAUACCUACCUUGCUGGAACAUGGCAACUUCUCUCAGGUCCUGUUUAACAAUGUGGAGAAGUUCUAUGCUCCUAGAGGAGAUAUCAUGUGCUAUUACACCCUCACUGAAAAGUUCAUCCCUCGACGCAAGGACUGGAUUGGCAUCUUUAAAGUAGGGUGGAAGACCACUCAGGAGUAUUAUACCUUCAUGUGGGCUCCCUUGCCAAAAGACCAAAACAAGGAUUCAGCCACACAGCAGGAAAUCCAAUUCAAAGCUUAUUACCUUCCCAAGGAUGUGGAGCGCUACCAGUUCUGCUAUGUGGAUGAAGAUGGUUUAGUCCGGGGAACAAGUGUCCCUUUCCAGUUUUGUCCAGACCCUGACGAGGACAUAAUGGUUGUUAUCAAUAAGGAAAAGGUAGAAGAGAUGGAACAGCUCAGUGAGGAGCUUUACCAACAAAACCAGGAGCUGAAAGACAAGUACGCUGACCUCCAUGAGCAGCUACAGAGGAAGCAGGUGGCACUGGAAGCAACACAGAGGGUCAAUAAGACCUUAGAACACAAAGUGGAAGAGAAGGCCUCCUGGGAGAAAGAGAAGGCCUCCUGGGAGGAAGAGAAGGCCUCCUGGGAGGAAGAGAAGGCCUCCUGGGAGGAAGAGAAGGCCUCCUGGGAGGAAGAGAAGGCCUCCUGGGAGGAAGAGAAGGCCUCCUGGGAGGAAGAGAAGGCCUCCUGGGAGGAAGAGAAGGCCUCCUGGGAGGAAGAGAAGGCCUCCUGGGAGGAAGAGAAGGCCUCCUGGGAGGAAGAGAAGGCCUCCUGGGAGGAAGAGAAGGCCUCCUGGGAGGAAGAGAAGGCCUCCUGGGAGGAAGAGAAGGCCUCCUGGGAGAAAGAGAAGGCCUCCUGGGAGGAAGAGAAGGCCUCCUGGGAGAAAGAGAAGGCCCCCUGGGAGGUAGAGAAGGCCCCCUGGAAGGAAGUGAAGGCCUAUUGGUGGAAUGAUCUGCACCGGUGAGUGGGGGAAGGGCCACUCACUGUUAGCACUGCCUGUUCUGGUUUGGUAUGAUUGCACAUCCCAGACUGAGGACCAGAAGUUUAAGGCCAUCCUUAGCUACACAGUGAAUCUGAGGCCAGCGUAGGCUACAUGAUGGCCUGUCCCAAAACAAAACAAAGAAACCCCUGUCUCAAAAGGACUCAGCCAAGUGGUCGUGCACACCUUUAAUCUCAGCACUAGGGAAGCUGGGACAGAAGGAUUGCCCCAGUUCGGGAUAAAUAGUAGCUGGCCAGACAGCUAUAUAGCAAGACCCUAUUUCAGAAACCAAAGAAAGGAGAAAAAAUUGAUUGUUAAAUGUGGUUGUAUGAUUUUAAACCCACUAGAAGAUGUACUUUGAUAUGUGUGUGUAUCCUGGGUACCCUCUGAGCUCAGAGAGGGUAUCAGGUCUCUGAAACUGGAGUUACAGAGUUAUGAGCUAGGUACCAAACCUGAGUCCUGUGCAAGAGCAUCAAGUGCUCUUCACUUUUGAGCCAUCCCUCCAACCAUAAAUUAACUUUACAUUCAUA
Mus musculus (house mouse) is the source of this 1787-nucleotide messenger RNA. RefSeq names its product calcium binding and coiled-coil domain 2 (gene Calcoco2). Lineage: Eukaryota; Metazoa; Chordata; Mammalia; Rodentia; Muridae. Gene Ontology annotation, cellular component: perinuclear region of cytoplasm; autophagosome membrane; cytoskeleton. The transcript is spliced from 6 exons. The coding region runs from base 208 to 1242 and encodes 344 amino acids. The record is from RefSeq and is a predicted model, not a curated record.